Messenger RNA from Balaenoptera musculus (blue whale), 2611 nucleotides. It is a transcript of the gene PGM2, whose product is annotated as phosphoglucomutase 2. Bases 64 to 1914 code for a protein of 616 amino acids. The record is from RefSeq and is a predicted model, not a curated record. Lineage: Eukaryota; Metazoa; Chordata; Mammalia; Artiodactyla; Balaenopteridae. Gene Ontology annotation, molecular function: magnesium ion binding; phosphopentomutase activity. The transcript has 14 exons. Gene Ontology annotation, biological process: purine ribonucleoside salvage; carbohydrate metabolic process.
CCUCCCCGCCCCGCCGGAAGGGCGAUCUCACCACCUCUUGAACUUGGUGGUGGCAGCGCGGGGAUGGCGGCGGGGACGGGGGCUCCGGGAGGCGGCGGCCCCGGCAUGGACGCCCGGCUGGACCAGGAGACGGCCCGGUGGCUGCGAUGGGACAAGAAUCCUUUAACUUUGGAGUCAGUGAAACAACUAAUUGCAGAAGGUAAUAAAGAAGAACUACAAAAAUGUUUUGGGGCUCGAAUGGAGUUUGGGACAGCUGGCCUCCGAGGUGCUAUGGGAGCAGGAAUUUCUCGUAUGAAUGACUUGACCAUCAUCCAGACUACACAGGGAUUUUGUAGAUACCUGGAAAAACAAUUCAGUGACCUUAAGCAAAGAGGUGUUGUGAUCAGCUAUGAUGCUCGAGCCCAUCCAGCAAGUGGAGGCAGCAGCAGAAGAUUCGCCCGACUUGCUGCAACUACGUUUAUCAGCCAGGGGAUUCCUGUGUACCUCUUUUCUGAUAUAACCCCAACCCCCUUUGUGCCCUACACAGUAUCACAUUUGAAACUUUGUGCUGGAAUCAUGAUAACUGCCUCUCACAAUCCAAAGCAGGAUAAUGGUUACAAGGUCUAUUGGGAUAACGGGGCUCAGAUCAUCUCUCCUCAUGAUAAAGGGAUUUCCCAGGCCGUUGAAGAAAAUCUAGAGCCAUGGCCUCAAGCUUGGGACGAUUCUGUGAUCAAUGGCAGUCCACUCUUUCAUGACCCAAGUGCUUCCAUCAAUAAGGACUACUUUGAAGACCUUAAAAAGUACUGUUUUCACAGGGCCGUGAACAGGGAGACCAAGGUGAAGUUUGUGCACACCUCCGUCCAUGGCGUGGGUCACAGCUUCGUGCAGUCGGCUUUCAAGGCUUUUGACUUUGUUCCUCCCGAGGCUGUUCCCGAACAGAAGGAUCCGGAUCCUGAGUUCCCAACAGUGAAAUACCCAAAUCCUGAAGAGGGUAAAGGGGUCUUGACUUUGUCUUUUGCUUUGGCUGACAAAACCACGGCCAAAAUCGUUUUAGCAAACGACCCAGAUGCUGACAGGCUUGCUGUGGCAGAAAAGCAAGACAGUGGUGAAUGGAGGGUGUUUUCAGGCAACGAGUUGGGGGCCCUCUUGGGCUGGUGGCUCUUUACUUCUUGGAAAGAAAAGAACCAAGAUCACAGCGCCCUCAAAGACACGUAUAUGUUGUCCAGCACCGUCUCCUCCAAAAUCCUGCAGGCCAUUGCCUUAAAGGAGGGCUUUCACUUCGAGGAAACAUUAACUGGCUUUAAGUGGAUGGGAAACCGAGCCAAACAGCUAAUAGACCAGGGGAAAAAUGUCUUAUUUGCUUUUGAAGAAGCUAUUGGAUAUAUGUGCUGCCCUUUCGUUCUGGACAAAGAUGGAGUCAGUGCCGCCGUCAUAAGUGCAGAGUUGGCCAGCUUUCUAGCAACCAAGAAUUUGUCUUUGUCUCAGCAGCUAAAGGCCAUCUAUGUUGAGUACGGCUACCAUAUCACCAAAGCUUCGUAUUUCAUCUGCCACGAUCAAGGCACUAUUAAAAAAUUAUUUGAAAACCUUAGAAACUACGAUGGGAAGAAUAAUUAUCCAAAAACUUGUGGCAGAUUUGAAAUUUCUGGCAUUAGGGACCUUACAACUGGCUAUGAUGAUAGCCAACCUGAUAAAAAAGCUGUUCUCCCUACUAGUAAAAGCAGCCAAAUGAUCACCUUUACCUUUGCUAAUGGAGGCGUGGCCACCAUUCGGACCAGUGGGACAGAGCCCAAAAUCAAGUACUAUUCGGAACUGCGCGCCCCCCCUGGAAAUAGUGAUCCCGAGCAGCUGAAGAAAGAACUAAAUGAACUAGUCAGUGCUAUUGAAGAACAUUUUUUCCAGCCACAAAAGUAUAACCUGCAGCCAAAAGGAGAGUAAACUAUCCCAGCCUUGGGCAUAAUCACAUUUCCCUACAAUUAAGCUGAACUUGAUUUCUUAAGCAAUAUUUUUGUGGGCCAAAUAAUUUAAACUAUUGCUACAAGUAUUCAUAUUUUUUUCAAUAGACGUACAUUCCUCCUUGUUUUACAUUUGAACUUUAAGAGUAAUAAAGAAAGAUGGCCAAAUCUAACAAACCAACCUUCCUGUUAAAAGGUUGAGCAUCAUCUGAAUUUAAAAAUGAAGAUUUUAAAAAUAACUAACCUUCAAAAAUAUAUUGUAAUUAAUAUGCUUUCAUUAGAAUAAAUACCAAAUAUGUUUCUUCUCUAAAAUUCAUUUUAUGUGUAUGUAAAACAGCCAGAAAGCCUAUACACAUUACUAAACUCUGGGCUGUCCUAUGUAAAAGAUAGCCACUUCUACAUAUAUGUAUAUUUACAUUUCUAUCAACUGCUUAUAAAGUAAAAUAGAUAAACAGAUCAAAUGCUGUGUUUAGGGAAAAUACAAUUCACAGGAACCUAUAAAGUAGAGCAAAAGAUACUUUAAAAAGAUAGUUUUUUGAUCUAAAAUUUUAAUUCUAAUAAUGCACCAUUAUACAUUGUGUAUGUGCUAGGAAAAAACAGCUCAACCAUCUUUGUUCAGUGUGUUAACGUUCACUUUAUCUCUUUAAAUCUUGAAUGAAACAAUUGGUUAUUUGAAACUU